Molecule: messenger RNA, 1737 nt
Organism: Liolophura sinensis
Lineage: Eukaryota; Metazoa; Mollusca; Polyplacophora; Chitonida; Chitonidae
Product: protein prenyltransferase alpha subunit repeat-containing protein 1-like
Exons: 7
Coding region: 1-1257 (418 amino acids)
Biological process (GO): protein prenylation
Cellular component (GO): cytoplasm
Molecular function (GO): protein prenyltransferase activity
Source: RefSeq, a predicted model, not a curated record
AUGGCGACAGAUGACAGAGGGGCACGGAUUUUGUCUGAUUUAAAUGCUGCAUUUAAGAAAGAUCCUAGCAUAGAUGAGUAUGAUGUAAUCCCCAUACUGGAGCCUAGACACAAUAAAAGUCCCCUUGUACUAGUGGAUCAUAAGCUGGGACUUGAACUGUGGAGUGUUAAGAUUCUUUAUGAAUAUUCAUACAGCUGUCUUUUAUCGAGGAGAAGGACAUUGAACUUCAAGAAACAAUUAGGAAUUGAAGAGUUAUCGAGUCUGUCACGUGCUGUAAUACUGGUCAACCCAGAAUGUGCCACAGUCUGGAACAUCAGAAAAGAACUGGUACAGUCUGGAGACUUGAGCAUAGAGGAGGAUUUAAAGCUGGCAGGGCUAGUUCUUACAAAACAUCCCAAAAGUCCAGAAACCUAUUCACAUAGGAAGUGGUUGCUGAACCGACUUCAGAAGGAGUCUAAUCCCAUCAUAGCUCUGGAACCUGACCGUCACACUAACGGUGCAAUACAGAAUGGAGAUGUCAGCAUGGACAGUAUUAACAUCAUCGUUGGGAGUCACAGUGUAAAUCACGGGAGUCACAAUGUAAAUCACAGCAACCACCUGAUAUUAGAUACAGCCGCAGAUUGGGAGGAGAUCUUGUCAGAAGAAUUAUGUGUCUGUGAAGCUGCAGCAAGCCGUUACCCUAGCAAUUACAAUGCCUGGAGCCAUCGCAUCUGGGUGGUACAGAAGUUCUACAAGCGUGGCAUACAGGUAUUGUUAAGAGAAAUGUCGAGCACAAUGCCGUGGGUGUCAUCUCAUGUGUCAGACCACAGUGGUUUCCAUUACCGCCAGUUUUUGCUGAGUCAACUGUGUGUGGAGAAAGCACGUGUUCAAACUGAGUUGACCGUUUGUGUGCGAGACUUGGUCACAGAGGAGAUGAAGUUUGUCACAGAUCUCAUCACUUUCUAUCCAGGACACGAAGCACUCUGGUAUCACAGAAAGUUUGUCUUCUUCACAUUGCACAAGUACAAUGACAACAGACCAAGAUCUCUGUGUAAAACAGCUGCUUGUGCUAAUGGGCUGACAGAAAAUGGCUGUCAUGAGAAGAGAGACGAUAGCAGUGGGUGUUCCCUGAAGAAAACCCGCUUGGAGAAUGAUGCUCAUAUGCUGUGUGUGAAGGAGGUGGACUCCGUAUGUCAAACAGAAAUGUUGUCCUCUGACUCAGAACAGUGUCGCCAUGCGCAGCGCUAUGUGAACUGGAUCAAAAAAGUCUACCUCUAGUCAGACGAACAUCUGUCGUUUGGACUAUUGUAUGUAACACUGUGUUUGGAUACCAUGUAAUUAUUCUCUUUUAUAGUGCUUAUAUCAGCCAUAUGAUUUACAAUAGCUUCUGCAGUUUUCAUUCCUGAGUCUUCCAUAGAUACACAGGUAUUAUACUCACUGUGAUGUCAACAUCCGCACAUUAGAGAAACGGUCAGCAGGAAAGAAUUCUGUGGGUGUUAACAAGGUUAUUUGGAAAGACUUUUAAAGUGUUAUAAUGGUUAACUUGAUGGGCUUUUAUAAUGUUAAAAUGGUCAAUUGGAAGAGCUAUUAUGUUAAAAUGCUCAAGUGAGAAGGCUUUGUAAUGUUAAAAUGGUGAGCUGGAGGGUUUUUUGUAGCAGCAAAAUGGUCCACUCGAAUGGCUUUUAUACUUAUAAAAAAGCCAACUGGAGGGGCUUUUAUUCUGGUGGAAUGGUCAGCUGGAGAGUCUUUUGUGGUGAU